Molecule: messenger RNA, 1940 nt
Organism: Eleginops maclovinus (Patagonian blennie)
Lineage: Eukaryota; Metazoa; Chordata; Actinopteri; Perciformes; Eleginopidae
Gene: lratd2a
Product: LRAT domain containing 2a
Exons: 1
Coding region: 512-1339 (275 amino acids)
Source: RefSeq, a predicted model, not a curated record
AAAGCGAGGCAGCAGCUUGAGUCGCUGUGGCUGCGGAGCACCAGAUCUACAGAUCAGCUUCAGUUCACCGUGUCUCUCUGCCCAGUGUGUGCGCCGUCACCACAGCGGACUAGUUUGUCUACACUUGUAGCGGUGUAGACAAACAUACGAGCGAGGAUUUGGAUAAUAAGUCUCAUUGUUAUCUUUACGUGAUCGCCUAAAGACGGAACUUUAAGCAGGGAAACAGCAGGUGAGUCUACGAGGCUGCACCUGAAGGAUAAUUCUCCUCGCCAAAAUUGAAACCAGUUUGUUUUCUCUUCCCAACUCCACUUGUUGAUGGGGCAAUAACAAGCUACUCGAGCAGUCACACCGCGGAAAUACACUUAUGCGUAAUUUGGAUAAAAUCCUGUCGGACGGCAGGGCAAAGGAAGUUGUAACCUGUGAGUUUGUGUGGCAGAUUGUGGUGAUGUUUGGCAGCCGGUAGCCUGACAUCAGAUCGUAUUACACAGGCUUUUACCGGGUGAGCAACGGCAUGGGGAAUCAGAUGGACAAGCUGUCACAUUUAAGUUACGCAGAAGUUCCCACAGUGGACCCUAACGGCGUGGACACGGAGGAAGGUCCACGGAUCGGUGUCUCUUACAUAUUCUCGAGCGACGACGACGAGCUGGAAGACGGCUGCACUGUCGAUGGCACAGAUAAGGACCGGAAUAAGGAAGAGAAACAAUACGAUCCGCGCGACGAGGUGGAGUGUGCCGUGUACAACAGAGAUGAGAGUAUUUACGAGAAGAGUGUCAAGUCUGCCAACCUGGAGGUUUACUCCCCGGAGAAUCUGCUAAACAAAUGCAAGGCAGGGGACCUGGUGGAGUUUGUGGCCACGGGUCAGUUCCCGCACUGGGCUGUGUACGUGGGAGACUUCCAGGUUGUGCACCUGCACAGAGCCGAGGUGAAAAACAGCUUUUUAACAGACGCCAGUCAAGGGAGGCGGUGUAGGAUUGUAAACGACUUGUACAAAUUCAAAGCUCUGGGUCCGGACAUGGUGGUGCAGAACGCGAUGGAGCAAGUGGGCUUAAAAGACCGGGAGCUGAGCUGGAGGAACUCAGAGGGCUUUGCCGCCUGGUGCAGAUUCGGCAAAAGGGAGUUCAAAAUGGGUGGGGAGAUCCGAAUAGGCAAGCAGCCGUACAGGUUGAAAAUAUUCAUGUCUGAGAAACAUUCGCACGUUUUGGAGUUUCAGAGUUUGGAGGACAUGAUCAUGGAGAAGAGGAGGAACGAUCAUCUGGGCAGGAAAGCCGUGCUGAAGGAGCUGGCCACACACUUCAGCAGCGUGGAGCAGAGUAAAAGUGAGGAACCAGGCGCUGACUGAUUGCUGGAUGCUCCUCCUGUUGCUCUAAAUGUAUUGUUUUUGCAAGUAGAGUAGCCUUGACCAAACAUAAACUGAUACACUCUGCUUUAAUCUAUAGCAAGCCUUCAAUUUAUUUUAAAUGGAAGCAUCAUUUUAGUCUGUCACAAUGUUAUUGCCUUAAAGCCUCAAUCAUCAAAAUCCUAAGACGCUUCAUGGCCUUAGUAUGAGCUCAAUUAUCUGGGAAAAUCAAAUUGAUUUAGUUCAUAAGCUUGUUUGUAGCUCUGCCCCACCACACAGAAUGUAAAGUCUUUAUAGAGCCUUUUUAAACAUUUAUCUCAAGCUGUCAUGAUUUUUGUGAGAAGAGUGAAUGUUUCUUUAUUCAUCGUGUGUCCUGUGACUUGAUCCUGGUGCAGUUCAUCCCUCAGCUCUACCCAGACAGAAAUAUGUCAGAGUGGCUCGCUGAAUACAAGAAGGAUUCUUUCUGCCUUUAAGGGUUAUUCUCACACCAGCACAUGUUGGAGUAAAAGUUAUGGAGCUGGUCUUGUGUUACACUGAUCCAAGUCUGUCUUUACUGUAUCUACAGUUCAAGUAAACCAUGACCCUGUGUCUUCUUUUCAAAUGA